CUGAAGGGGUGGCGGUGGAAACAUUGUUGCCUUCUCUCCACGACAACAGGCACUAUCUGAUUUCAAGCGCCAAUACUGAUGUUAAUAGCAUUCUUUAAAUAAUAAAAAUGAAAUAGGCUAAAUCCAAAUUUACUCAAGCAAAGUACUGGCAGGAAUCCAAAUUGAACUGUAACUUUGGGCAAUUUUGUAUUCAACCUGACAAUAUUACAAUCACCAAGCUCGAUUUAAGAAACUGUAAGGAUUAUUUUAAUAUGAUCCAAAUUUCUUCUUUUAAAAAAAGAAACUAAAAUAUUUUGGGCACUUAUAAAAUGACCUUUGGAUUGUUGAAUAAUAAAUUGAUUUGGUCACACUGUGACAUUGUGCAUCUGAACACUAAUUGCAUUUUGUCUGCAGACAAGUCCAGGCAAGUACUAACAUUUUAAAUACUUGACUAAGAUAAAACACUAAGAGGAACUACGCCACAAAAAAAAACAUUGUGAUCACCACACUAAAAGAUUCAGUUUGACUAAAUGUAGUAGAGACAAACCAAGAGCAUUUAAUGUUAAUAAGCUGAACAUCUUGGGUGCUGAUCACUGGACUAAAAAAGAACUUAGUAUUUGAAUAAUACUGCGCCUUUGCUAGUCAAUCAUUUCCAAAACAGCAGAUUAAUGAAGCAGAAAACAAUAUACAGUAAGCAUCAUAGAAUACCUUCUAAUGAUUGCAAAGCUUCAAGAGCCAGCAGCAGGAUAAUUGUAAGUUGAGCAUGUGCAUUAAUAAAAUGAUUUAACAUAUAAAUGUAACAGAUAAACUGAAAAUACAUUUAUUCCUUGCAGUAUCUCAGAACUAUCUGAUAUCUAAUGAAUUUGUAACUGGCACUCAUCUCUUUAUCAAGAAAUCUUCACAAACGUAUGCGAUUCUGACAGACCUUCAGUGUGACUGAAGCAAGUGGUUACUACAGUUGUCUCAAUUUUCAGACAAUGGCACCUUUAAAUGGAUUAGCAGACCACGGCAGGUUGAUAUAGAGUUUUUCUAUCCAGCACGUGCUACAUGUACCAAAGAAAACAACUCUACAGCCAAGAUUGUUUCUACCUUAAAAAAAUGUCUAACAGUAUGCAAAUCAAUGUGGACCGCCAGUCACGUGUUUCAGACACCUAUCCCUGCAGGUUACUCGAGGGGCUCUCCAAUUUGAGAAUGAAGAACAUUUUGUGCGACAUUGCUCUGGAGGCUGAAGGAGUUACCUUUCUUGUACACAAAGUAAUUCUAGCAUCUGUCAGUAGUUAUUGUAAAUUAUUAUUAGAAAGUCAACCCGACAACGCUAUCAAGUUAAAUAAUGUCAGUGCAAGAGGGUUAAAACACGUGUUGGAUUUUAUUUACUCAAACAAACUAGAUCUUACUUUAGAUACGAUUGAAGAUAUAUUAAAGGCAGCAGAGAGUUUGUUGAUCCAGGAUGCAAUUAAUCUAUGUUUUAUAUUCCUUGAAGAACACCUCUCUCAGGGAAAUUGUUUUGAUAUUUUUAAAAUAACUCAAAAAUCUGGAUCCGAAGAGUUAAAACAAAAGGCAUUUUUAUAUCUUGGACAUUACUUCAAAUAUAUAUUAGAAAAUCAUCAGUACCUUGUCGAGCUGGAUAAAACAGCACUGUGCAAAGUUCUAGAGAAUGAUGAAAUACAAGGGUACAGUGAACUGGAACUAUUCAAUUGUGCAACUAUGUGGCUACAUCAUGGUAGGAAUAGGAUGAAGGAUGCUGCAUAUAUUAUGAAAAAAAUUAGAUUCUGCCUUAUUUCAGCCAUCGAUUUACAGAAAUAUGUUCAAAAAAUCUCAGUGAUGAAAACUGAUUCCCAAUGCUACAAAUACCUUCAAGAAGCACUUAGUUACCAUUCUCAAUUAUAUGCUCAGCCUAUGCUAGCAUCUGAACAUUCACGGAUUCGGUCAAACACUGAAAAUGUGUUGAUCCUCGGAGGCCGCACAACAAACAACAGUACUUGCAAUGAUAUAUGGAUUGCAGAUGAGAAUGGCAGCUGUUGGAGAAAACUGGGAGAAAUGCAUACUCCUUUGUACAAUCAUGGUGUAGUGGUUGUGAAUGAUUUUGUAUUUGUAGUAGGAGGACAAAGCAACUUUGAUGCAACUGGAAAUCAGCCAUUAAAUGAGGUUUUUCGGUUUGAUCCACGGAAUAACUCAUGGCUUCAGGUUGCUGGAAUGCUGGAAAGGCGCACACGGUUUCAUGUGAAUGCAAUUUUAGACCGGAUUAUAUCUGUGGCAGGGGGCACACUGCUAGGGAACUUAACUUAUACAGUGGAAGAAUACAAAUUUGAAAAGAACAAGUGGGAGUUUGUAACACCCUUCCCUGUGGCAGUGGCAGACCAUACUGGGGCUGUUCACAAAGGUAUUCUCUACAUUUCAGGUGGAUUUUCAGCAGGAAAAGCUCUUAAUGAUCUAUACAGUUAUAUCCCAAGACUACGACGAUGGACCAUUAAUCAAUCCAUGAAAUUUGCCCGGUGUGACCACGGAAUGGCUACCAUUGGAGACAAAAUAUUUUGCGUAGGGGGAAGAGCUUUAAACUCAUCAACUGAAUGGCUUCAUGUAAAUGAAACAGAGUAUUACACCCCUACAACUGACCAGUGGACAACACUUAAGGUCUCACCCUUUGACUGCUGUCAAUUUAGCACAUCUGUGCACAAUUCCAAGCUCUACAUCACUGGUGGUGGUUCUCUAUGUCAAAUGGCCAAAAAGGACAGUAUUUUCAUCUAUGAUCCAGAAGCCAGAAAGUGGGAGAGGGCAGGUGCAUUACCUCUGCCAUUGAUGGAUCAUGCUGCGUGCACAGUUAAACUCUCUGGAGAGAUUUUAUACAAAUUAAAAUGUGAGAAGAGCAUCCAUCCACUUCUUGGUACAAGGAAGAUUUCUACUCUCAAUCUAUUUAUAACUGAUUAGUAUGUUAUAUUUAGUAUAUUUGUAAGAAUGAAAAUCAAAAAUGAAGUGGAACUGUUGAGGAUUAUAACCGUGCUAUAUUGCAAACAGCUUGAAUUUAGCUCAUUGAACAUUUGUGGGAAAUCUGAAUAUGUAUUCAAUUUACCUAGUUCAGUUCCUAAAAAUCAUGCUGUAAUGAAAUCACUUCCUUGUAAAAAAUAUUAUUCUGAUGAGAUGUCAACUGUCCAGCUGAUCAUUUUGCACCAUGACAUAUGCAACAACAGAAGACACAGACUAGACUAAUUACAGUAAUUAAUAAUCUCUGGGAAAAGAAUCACAACUACAUAUGCUGUUUCAUAGCAAAAUCAUCAGCUGGCAAUUUACAUUUUUGUAAAAAAAGACAGUAGUUUUGUAAAAAAAAAGUAAAUCUAAAAGAUGACAAAUAAGUACAUUGUAAAAUUUGACACCUGAAAUAUUACUUAUGUUGUAUCAGUACAUCAUUAAAUCCAAUUGCUCA
This is a messenger RNA of Leucoraja erinaceus (little skate), 3397 nucleotides long. RefSeq names its product kelch-like protein 9. Bases 1027 to 2904 code for a protein of 625 amino acids. NCBI's taxonomy places the organism in Eukaryota, Metazoa, Chordata, Chondrichthyes, Rajiformes, Rajidae. The record is from RefSeq and is a predicted model, not a curated record. The transcript has 4 exons. Gene Ontology annotation, molecular function: protein binding.